AUGGCACCCGCGCCGCUGCUGGAGCGAAACGAUACUCCAGACAACACCGAUUUCAAGCCUCCGCCAGGUGUCAUUCUACCGCCAAAGGAAUUCCGGACUCUUCUAGAGAAGACUGCCGGCUACAUUGUUCGUAAUGGUCCAGCUUUCGAAGCACGUAUCCGCGACAGCGCCGAAAACAACCCGAAACUUCAAUUCGUCCUCCCCGAUAAUCCAUACCAUCCUUUCUACCUGUGGCGACUAGAAGAGAUCAAGGAUGGUAGAGGCACAGAUAUUGCCGCUGGCCGUGAAGGAGAUGUUGCUGCUCCCAAGAAGAAGCAAGGCCCUGCACCCCCACCAGACUUCCACUUCUCGGCGCGCAUGCCCAACAUCAGCUCUGUCGAUCUCGAAGUCAUCAAGCUGACCGCUAUGUUUGUCGCAAAGAAUGGCCGCUCAUGGAUGACCACUCUGUCACAGCGCGAGGCCAGAAAUCCCCAGUUCGAUUUCCUUCGGCCACAGCACAGUUUCCAUCAGUUCUUUUCGCGUCUAGUGGACCAAUAUACCGAGAUUCUGAACACACAGGGACAACAGCAGCAGGAAGUCAUUGCAGAGCUUGAGAAGAACGUCGACAACAAGUAUCGUGUCCUCGAGAGUGCAAAGAAGCGUGCCGAGUGGGUCAAGUUCCAGGAAGCACAAAAGGUCAAGAAGGAGGAGGAGCACGAGGCGGAGAAACUCGCAUACGCUCAGAUUGAUUGGCACGACUUUGUGGUCGUGGAGACGAUCCUGUUCACCGAAGCAGACGAUCAAACAGAACUGCCUCCACCCACAUCGUUGAACGACAUUCAGUCAGCAUCGCUCGAGCAAAAGGCACAGAUGAGCAUGGCCCCCUCGGGCAUGCGUAUCGAAGAAGCCAUGCCGGGUCAAGAAGCCUACUACCAGCCACCACCUUCUCAGAUGCCUGCACCCAGCUCAUACUCACCCGCUCCUCCCGCUUUCUCUCCCGCCCAGCAGAACGGAUUCGCACCACCACCUCGUACAGCACAAGAGCAAGAAGAAGAUGCUCGUAUCGCCGAGAGAGCUGCCGAACGCCAACGUGCCGAACAGGCUCAAGCUGCUGCUAGAGGUCAAGGUCCUAUGCGCAUCCGCAAUGACUACGUUCCUCGUGCCCAAGCUCGCAGACAGAAUGCCGCCACUGCACUUUGCCCCAACUGCAAACAACAGAUUCCGUUCAAUGAACUUGAGCAGCACAUGAAGAUUGAAAUGCUUGACCCGAGAUGGCGUGAGCAGUCUCGCAUUGCUGCUCAGCGCUCAAGUACUACCAACCUGUCUACUGCUGAUGUCGCCAACAACCUCAAGCGUCUAGCCUCACAGCGAAGCGAUGUCUUUGACCCUGUCACUGGCCAGGCUGUCAGCGAUGAGGAAGCUCAGAGACGUAAACGAAUCGAACUCAGCAGCUAUGACGGCGUGAAUUCGUCUCAAUCUACUGCGCCUGGUGCUUCGGGGAAUCAGUCUACCGAUGUACAGGAGCAGAUUCGCCAAUUGCAUCAAAAAUAUGGCCACCAAUGA
Aureobasidium subglaciale EXF-2481 is the source of this 1542-nucleotide messenger RNA. RefSeq lists its product as uncharacterized. Gene Ontology annotation, molecular function: RNA binding. The coding region runs from base 1 to 1542 and encodes 513 amino acids. Gene Ontology annotation, biological process: regulation of alternative mRNA splicing, via spliceosome; mRNA cis splicing, via spliceosome. Gene Ontology annotation, cellular component: U2 snRNP; U2-type prespliceosome; catalytic step 2 spliceosome. The transcript has 3 exons. Lineage: Eukaryota; Fungi; Ascomycota; Dothideomycetes; Dothideales; Saccotheciaceae. The record is from RefSeq and is a predicted model, not a curated record.